AUGGAUACAAUCGCACCAGCGGCAUCCGACACCUGCGGCUCAACUGUCAACUAUGGCACUCAUUAUCAAAACUACCGCGAAGCCCUCUGCUCUACUCGUGCGACAAGCUCACAGCGCACGUGCGACAACAAUGGCUACAACUGCGAACCCUGCCUGUACGACUUUGGUCCGAUAAUCUGCAGCGCCACCUGCUUAAGCGUUGCCGAGGUCUCCCAAGCUUGCCUCGCGAGCUCUGCCAGAAGUACUGGCAGUGGAUAUAGGGCAACCGCCACCACUUUGCUCGGCACCAGGCAUCCAAACGGUGCCGAACGCUCACGGAGCUCGUCGAGCAUCUCGACCGCGUGGCGCAUGCACGGCGAGAGCGGGACGCCGCAUGGCACCGCCGGCGGCGUAAUCAAGAUUCGCGCCCUGCUAGAGAGCGACGAUGAUGUUGAAGGUCGUGAUUACGCUAUUGCACCCCCUGACAGCGUAAACGCUUCUCCAUCUGUGGAUGGCCAAGACGAGACCAUGGAGAGCCUACUCGACUGGGCCAAUUUCGAGUUCGAGGAGCUGGCAACCAAUGCCUCACCAGUUUUGGAUGUCGAAUUGGAAUUGUCGACCUCGACAGCUGCGGUUGGGCAAGAGUGCAGUGGUAACGACAUUGUGGCGAACACUGUGCAGCCGCGUGAUGGUGUGACUGAUUGCCUGAUAUGUAUAUGCCCCCUUCGCGGCCAAGAUACGGGGGUGAAGCAUGACCCAAGAUGCGCCAACUGCCGCGCUGCGGUGCAAAUUGAUGUUGAUGAGGAUGAGGUAGUGGUGGUGAAGCAUGUUCCCGCCCCUCCAACGUGCUUCGUCUGCAACAAUGCCAUCACUGGUAUCGUACUGGAGGGGUCGCAGUGCGACCACAAACUGGACUACGAAUGUCUGAUAUCCUACAACAGGACGUAUUUGGGCCUGACUAGGCACAGAGAUCUCCUCUGUCCUGAGUGCAAGUUCCCGUUUCCUGUUAACCUAUUCGACAGCGACAGUGAAGGCGACGACCACCAACCAGACCAAGCAUUCGAAUACGAUGGGUCAUACGAAUCGGAGGAAUCGGCUUCCGACGCAGUGGAAAGAACUGCCAGCAGCUCAGAGGAGUACCACCCAAGCGACUUCAACAGCGAGUUGGAUGACUCCGACGAUGAUUACCACUCAGGCGAUGACUAG
Molecule: messenger RNA, 1185 nt
Organism: Phytophthora sojae
Lineage: Eukaryota; Oomycota; Peronosporomycetes; Peronosporales; Peronosporaceae
Exons: 4
Coding region: 1-1185 (394 amino acids)
Source: RefSeq, a predicted model, not a curated record